CUGGCAGUCUGGUGGUUGCUCUCUGUCAGGAAGGUGGUGCUCUGUACUUCGCUGUUCCAUCUCUGUUAUUUUCAACGAUAAAGAAGCUCAUUCAUCACCAUGCCUGUUCUGGGUUAUUGGAGCGUCCGCGGGCUAGCAGAACCCAUCCGCACGUUGCUCGCUCACACCGGAACGGAGUACGAGAACAAGACGUACGAUAUGGGCCCAGCCCCCACCUACGACCGGUCGCAGUGGCUGAACGUUAAACCAACCAUCGACCUCGAUCUUCCUAACUUGCCGUACUACAUGGACGGCGACGUGAAGCUGACGGAGAGCAGCGCCAUCAUCCGCCAUCUUGGCCGCAAGACGGGACUGGCGGGCGCCACGGAGCAGGAGAAGAUGCGCAUCGACGUCGCUGAGAGCCUCUGCCGCGACCAGAACCUCGGCUUCGUCAGGCUAGUUACGAGUCCUGACUAUGAUAACGCCAAACCAGCUUUUGAGGCCGACAUAAGUAACCAGCUUCAAAAGUUAGUCAUCCUCUUGAAAGACAACAAGUUCAUAUCAGGAGAGAAGGUUUCAUACGCGGAUUUCCUAAUCCUGGAGCUGCUGGACCGCUACGAGAGCUUCUCCCCCAGCGCGCUGGCCGCGUUCCCCACCCUGAAGGCCCUUCAGACUCGCCUGCUAGACCUGCCAGGGGUGAAGGCGCGCCGCGACUCUCCGGAGUUCAAGAAAAUCAGCUCAAGAUUCUUCGGCAGGAUGCACCCAUUUGGCCACGGGGAAGAAUCCUAUUAAGUUUGAAUUAGCUCCUUGUCGUACGGAUAACUAGUACAUUUUUUGUUCUACUUGCCAUUAGCCGAGGGGGUGUGAAUGUAUGUGUUUCUGAUUUAGGUGAGAAUUUCCUAUCAACUUAUAAUAGAUCUGUUUUCUGAUAAGAACUCGUACUGAGCGGAACCUUACUAGGUCACACUGCCUGGUUUCAGACAUGUUUUUCUUAUCCACCUUGUCGAAUAUAGAUAUCAAAAUUCAUGGCUUAAACGAAAAAUUUACACAAACAUUAAUUUGAAAAGGAUCUGUGUUCAAGAGGAAGAGAAAAUUGUAACUCCAAAA
Hyalella azteca is the source of this 1086-nucleotide messenger RNA. Its product is annotated as glutathione S-transferase Mu 1. Gene Ontology annotation, biological process: glutathione metabolic process. The transcript is spliced from 5 exons. Gene Ontology annotation, molecular function: glutathione transferase activity. The coding region runs from base 100 to 771 and encodes 223 amino acids. NCBI's taxonomy places the organism in Eukaryota, Metazoa, Arthropoda, Malacostraca, Amphipoda, Hyalellidae. The record is from RefSeq and is a predicted model, not a curated record.